GUGACAGAAGGCGGCAGGGAGAGGUGUGUCCCCCCACCCACCACCCACCCCUGUUCCCGCUGUCCCCGCUGUCCCCGGGUGUGAGGAGGGUGCCCGCACCCCACGCCCGCCCCGGCCAUGGGGGGCUGGUCCCGCAGUGCCUGGAUUUUGCCCCUUUUUUUGGCUGGGCUCGUCCAGCCGGGGCAGGGCCAGGAGAAGGAAAAGGUGAAAUGCUACGACUCGGUGCAGGGCACCAUCUACGACUAUGGGGCUCUAACCCUGGAUGGGGACGAGUACAUCCCCUUUAAGAAUUAUGCAGGGAAGAUGGUGCUCUUCGUCAACGUGGCCACCUACUGAGGCCUCACCCUGCAGUAUGUUGAACUGAAUGCACUACAAAAUGAGCUGGGGCCCUACGGGCUUGUUGUCCUGGGCUUCCCCUCUAACCAAUUUGGGAAGCAGGAACCAGGCCAGAACUCGGAGAUCCUCCCUGCGCUCAAGUAUGUCCGUCCAGGGGGUGGAUUUGUUCCCAACUUCCAGCUCUUCCAAAAAGGGGACGUGAAUGGUGCCAAGGAGCAGAAAGUCUACACCUUCCUGAAGAACUCCUGUCCCCCAGUGGCAGAGGAGUUUGGGCUCUCCAAGAACCUCUUUUGGGAGCCUCUGCGGAACCAUGACAUCAAGUGGAACUUUGAGAAGUUCCUGGUGGGUCCUGAUGGUGUGCCUGUCAUGCGCUGGUACCACCGUGCCAACAUUGCUGUUGUGAAGAACGACAUCAUCACCUACAUGAGGGAAACGCGGGGAAUGCAAGUGCCAGACCCUGAAGAGGCAGCACCACCAGCCUAAAGGGUGGCUUCUUCCCCCUGCCUUCAUCCCCCCUGCCUGCUGCUCCUUAUCCUAACCCCUUUCCCAAACACAGAAGCCCUCUCCAUUGCUCCCAUCUCUAGCACCUCCUGGCCAGGAUGCUAGGCUGGGCAACUGGGUGGCAGAGACCUCAGCAAUGGAAGGGGGACAUUUCCCAAUAACCCUGUGUCCCACACCAGGCAGUGACAUCACCUACUAACCCCCAGCUUGUCCCCCUGCUCUGCUAUCCCCCUGUGCUGGGCAGUGGGAGGAUGCAGGGGCUGGCUGCCCUUGAAGAAGAUGACCACAUCUCCAUGAAGGUUUGGCCCGAAAGCUCCUGCUUUGGGGUGGGCCUGGCCUGAUCCUGCUGGGCAUGGAGCAGCUCUUCAGUGCAUUCAAGCUGCCCGUGGUCCUGGCAGAGAGACGUGCUCCUCUCCAGGUUGGGGGUGGCCAGCCUCUCAACCCUGCCAGAGAAAUGCCAAAUAAAGGCUCUUCAAACGCA
This is a messenger RNA of Calypte anna (Anna's hummingbird), 1318 nucleotides long. It is a transcript of the gene GPX3, whose product is annotated as glutathione peroxidase 3. NCBI's taxonomy places the organism in Eukaryota, Metazoa, Chordata, Aves, Apodiformes, Trochilidae. Gene Ontology annotation, biological process: response to oxidative stress. The record is from RefSeq and is a predicted model, not a curated record. The transcript is spliced from 5 exons. Gene Ontology annotation, molecular function: glutathione peroxidase activity.